AUGAACCCAACCACCACUACACACACCAACCUUCCUCCCCCUCCUUCCCCCUCCUUCGCUGCCCUCCCCACCGAGAUCCUCUUUCUCAUCAUCGAACAACUCCAUCUCGACGCCAAGGAGCUCUACUACGCGCCUUACAAGUCCCUCUCCACCACGGAGGACCAUGACCGAAGCAAUCACGGCCUUAGCCGCACUUUGCCGUACUUGCCGUCAGGAUUCGACAGAGAUAUCCAGCGACUGUACAGUUUGGUUCGUGUACUUGGCGAAGAGAACGGGGUUGCUGACCUGGUGAGGUUUUAUGCAGAUCCCGGAACAAAACAUCAGGACAGCUUGAGAGCAGUCUUGGAUCACUGUUGUGAUCUUGAGCGAUUCCUAUUGUCCAUGUCGGCGAAAGACACACAGUCGUACCAAACCUUGUUCAUUUUAUUGAACAAGUAUACUCCAUUCUUGAGCAUGGUGGCGCACAACGACAGCCUUUUGGAUGAUUUGCGCGUGCUGGUCGCCCUCAUCCCGGCCGUGAUUAUCUGUCACUGCCGCAACAUAAAAUGGCUCAAUCACUUGACUAUUGGUGACAGAAGAGGCCGCAACCGGACAGACCAGCAGUUCCCAUCCUUCCACUUGGAAGCCUCACCUCACUGGUUCUUCAUUAUUGCUCUUUCUUGGGGAAAGCGGAUCUGGUCAACAUUGUCAGCGCUUGUCCCAGGUUGGAACGCUUCGUGUUCACAUCUGAAGCCAGCCCAACAGUUAGGAGAGCCGACGCCAAGGGACUUUGCCUUUCUUGGGCCCGCGCUGGUCUUGAGAGCUCUGAGCCCUCUUUCACAACAACUCAAGGCAUUGUCCAUCGAGUAUGCGCCAAUGCUCGAUUACAUCUUCACGAACGUGCCAAACGAUGCGGACUCCGACGACGACGACGACAUUAAUCCCGACGACAACAUGGACGCCAACGAAAACCUGGUUACGCAUCUUGGAUACUUCCCAAACCUCAAAAUGUUGCGAAUUUGUCACAGAGCUUUACGGUGGACGCAUUCUGACGGUCUCGUAAAAGAACAGCUAGUCAGACUGACCGAAGGAUGUCCACGUCUUGAGUCGCUUGACAUCACGCAGAUCGAUAUCAGGGACACCCAGAUCCGGCCACAACUAGAAGGUCUGGUGGCCGUGGCCGGUACGGAUGCUAUACCAUUGUUGAAGGGAUUGAGGGUAGGCAUCCUCAAAAACCAAGGUCGAGAUAAACCAGUACAAUGGACAAGGGACGACUCUUGUCCACAUCUAAGCGAUCUGUUCGCCAAAGAAUACCUCGCCACUUAUUCAAAAACUGGCAUAAAGCUUUUGAUUGACAUCGAAUCCUUUUGGCAGAAAAUGGCAAUCCUGCAAACUUUUCCCGCGGUUCAUGAAGGCGUUCAUGACACAGUUACUGUCCAUCCCUAUCUGGAUGAGAUCACGGGGGCUGUGCAGGAAAGGGAAUCAGUAGCACGCCGAUAG
This is a messenger RNA of Neurospora hispaniola, 1479 nucleotides long. RefSeq lists its product as uncharacterized. The coding region runs from base 1 to 1479 and encodes 492 amino acids. NCBI's taxonomy places the organism in Eukaryota, Fungi, Ascomycota, Sordariomycetes, Sordariales, Sordariaceae. The transcript has 5 exons. The record is from RefSeq and is a predicted model, not a curated record.